CGAAAAGCAACAUAAUCCAAAAAAAAAAAAAAACCCAAAACCUCAGAGAAGGCAAAAACCCUACAAAGUUCCAUUAAUCCUAGUUUUUCAGAUUCACUUCAUCUUCUUCUUUGUUGUUGUAGUUGUUUUUAAAGGUUGUUUCUGAGCUUGUUAUUACCAGGAAUGAGAAUUGCUCGAGUUCUGUUGGGUUCACUGGAAGGUGGCUUAUCGCGCCCACGUCAACUUCUCCAAAGUGUCAGAUUUCUCUCAACAGGAAAUGGGUUUGAUGGGCAGCAGCCAAAUUCCAAUUCAUAUGAGUCAGCUGAUGAAUUUGAACGGAGGAUUUUUGGUGGGUAUUCUGGGGAUAGUUUAAAAGCUCAAUCUUUUUACGAAAAGCUCGAUAAACUUGGGAGGGCACGUAACCGUUAUAGUCCUAGAGUGGGUGGUGAAGAUGGGCCAUUUUCGUCAUUGGAUGACUUGGAUGAGAGUUUCAAUACGUUAUCAGAUGGAAUGGAUUGGAAAUUGAAGGAAGCAGCCACUUAUUUUGAGUUUGAUAUGGAUGAAAUUGAGAGGGAAGAUUAUGCUUUUAGACCAGAUGCUAACUUUCCGCCUGGAACGACAUAUGAAACUAGGGAUCUUGAUCUUAGAAGGCCAGGAAUACGUAAACCUGUCAGAAUGCCCACAUUUGAAGUAACUACAGAGGAAGUUCUGCGAAAAGCUGAUUUCAGGAAUGUUAGAUUCCUGGCAAACUUCUUAACAGAGGGUGGAAUUAUUAUCAAGAGGAGCUCGACUGGUAUUAGUGCCAAGGCGCAGAGGAAGGUUGCCAGGGAGAUCAAGACUGCCAGAGCUUUUGGUCUGAUGCCUUUUACGACAAUGGGGACAAAGUCGUUUGUUUUUGGAAGAACUAUGGAAAAUCUUGAUGAGGAUUAUCAAUACGAGACUUUUGAUAAUAGCAUGACAGCCGAUGCAGACGAAAAAGAUCCUUUUGAAGGCUAAGCUUGGGCUGAAAUCUGAGUCUGAAUAGUUUCAUUUCCUCGUAUCCUACUAUUUGGGGCAAGUCCCAUGUCAGCUUACUGUAGCUGAAAUUGGAAUCGAAAUAAGAUAUAAUUAAUGCAAUUAAGGCUGCUCAUACCUUAGCAUUUCUGGUGUAUGGUCAAAGUAUACACUGCAUUUACAAUCAGAUUAGUUGGUUUGAUUAAUCGAGGACGUUAGAAAUUACAUUAUUCUAUCAAGGGAACAGUUGUGUUUCUUUAGACUUCACGGAUUAAUGAAAACCUUGUCGUUUCUGGAUUGA
Messenger RNA from Theobroma cacao (cacao), 1273 nucleotides. Its product is annotated as Ribosomal protein S18. Gene Ontology annotation, biological process: translation. NCBI's taxonomy places the organism in Eukaryota, Viridiplantae, Streptophyta, Magnoliopsida, Malvales, Malvaceae. Gene Ontology annotation, cellular component: ribosome; mitochondrial small ribosomal subunit. The record is from RefSeq and is a predicted model, not a curated record. Gene Ontology annotation, molecular function: structural constituent of ribosome; small ribosomal subunit rRNA binding.